GACCCAUCACUGGGAUGGGUUGGUGAUUGGACUAGAUGAGCUUAAUUGGUUUUCCAACCAUAAUGAUACUAUGAUGACCAGUAAUAAGAGGAUCUCAUCAUCAGUGCCCCUGCAAAAUGAGGUUUGCCCAGCUGUUGGAGGUUGCCUCAUUACCAGCACUCCCUGGCUGCCCACCACCUGUGUGCUCAUUGUGGAGCUGUGCACCUGAAGACUGAAAGCUUCAAGUUUUAGUUGGACAGUAGUUGCUUGAAGUGCAUCUAUAGCAAGUUGAACAAGGAAGGAGAAGAACAAACAAAACCCCCCAAAACAACCCACAAACACAUAUAUUCCACUAUGUAAGUAGUGGUUCAGCGAAAGAAUGCUCCCAUUUGGGAUGUCACCAGCUUGCUGGCAUUCCUUAUCAAAAUGUAGUUGCUGUAAAAAUUAAGUAACGCCUAAUAUUUUAAACUCCAAACACAGCUUAAAUAACAAUUUCCUGCAGCAUUCCUUUAACAUGCAUAUACAGCACAUGUGAGUGAUCCCAGGGAAUUCAGGUGUUUGCAGAAUUAACCCAUUCUGUAACUGCAUGUUAUGUGUAUAAUUAGACUCAUGAUGAGAAAUACGUGGGUUGAAAACAUAUUAGGAACUUACAAACAGAAGGAAAAAAACAAUCUGAAUACUCAUUUCCAAACACAUUCAAUCAGAUGUGAGCACAUAAGUACAAUAUCCAGAUGGCUUGGAUGAUAUCAGCAGAAAACAGUCAACCUUAGAUUCUUUGGACACACUUAACAGGGGAAAGACAGAGAAAGAAGGUUGCUUUAGGAGCUCGCACACAGCUGGCUAAGACUGUGUAUUAAAGCUGUACGUCCCACCCGCAGCCAUGCCCCGGUACCUGCGGCAGCUUGGGGUCGUUGAUAUCCCAGAAAGAAAAACAGUGAAGGACGGAGUAGAGAGAUAAGCAGCAGCAUGGCAGCCCAUGCAGAAGACUAUCUCGAAUCGCUGCUCAUUGAUGCCUUUAAGGGGAAGGGGUACCAGAAGAUAAGCGACUUGCUACAAGAGAGAGAAACAGACACACUGCAAAAGUACAGCAACUCUCUCCUUAGCCAGCUCGACAAAGCACUGAGAAGGGAGCUGGACAGGAAUGACUUCCACAACGUGUCCCUUCUGCUGAAGUGUAUCCAGCUCUACUUCAAGAGUGAUCUCCAACAGGGGACGAGCUUGUUCAUUGAGCAAGGACUUGUAGAAAAGAUGGUAUCUUGGUUUGAAAGAGCAAGAACGUUUGUGAUCCUCAUCGACCCAACUGAAAAUAAUUUUUUGAUGGUACUUCUGGAAGACUUCUUUGACUCUGCAUUGGUGAUUUGCAAGUGCAGUAAUGAAGGGAAGAAGCAGUUGGUGAACUUGUUUCUGCCUGAGCUAGGGCGUCUGGUGACAGAAGCAAGCAUUUGCUGUGCCCUGCGGCAGGAGGCUUUGAGGACUCUCAACUCUAUACUUGAUAGCAUCCCACGUGAGGGCAGAAAGAAGCUCCCGCUGUCAGAGGAGGUGUGUUUCCUUACGAAGGAUCUUGCAAAAACAAUGCUGGAGGCUGGUGAUUAUGACCUUCAGGUUGCCCUUUCAGAAGCACUUUGUAGGCUAACGAUAAAAAAAUGGAGAGAUGACCUUGUUAACCACUGGUUUGAAGAUAAAUAUCUUGCUGAAGCUUUCAAAGAGAUCAAGGAUAAAGAAUUUGAGACGGACUGCAGGAAAUUUCUUAACCAGUUAAAUGAAAGGCUUGGGGAUAAAAGAAGAGUCUAUUCAUUUCCUUGCCUGUCUGCUUUUGCUGACGUGAGCCAGGUGAAGAAGCCAUCAGAUGAGAAGCUGGACAAGUUCUGGAUUGACUUCAAUACUGGCAGUCACAGUGUGACUUUUUACAUAGACAGUACUGAGGGUAUUCUCUGGGACUCUGUAAGGCUGCAGAAAGAAGCAGUCAGCUGUUACAGUCUGAAGGAGGCUGGUGGAGAAAAGAUAGUCAAAAUUUACAUGAAGAUACCUGCUACUCUUAACAAAACAGAAGCAACAAAAAUCAAGUUACAUUUCAGUGCUGAGUAUGAAAUCUUUAGUAUACUUAAAAAAGUCCUUGGAGAUGAAAAAAUGAUGACAAACGUGGAUGAAGAGGAGCCCAUCCACAAUGAGAAGCAAACGAGGCAGAGUGAAGGAGUGGCAUCUCAGUCCAGUGAUCUACAGAAGAAAAAUCCUGAAAACUUUGAAAACACGGAUCCCAUAGCAGAAAACCUAACCUCACAACACAACGAGCAGUUAGUGGGCACUGUAGCAAAAAGGUCUAACUCUGAUGUCACCAUGACUGCAGUGAACCAGCAGUCUGGCCUGGACGAAGCUGACCAAGGCUCAGCAAACAAGUCCAAAACUCUGUCUCCAAGGAUGGAUAUGAAGUCUAGUGAGAAGCCACCAGAAGAGAAACUUACGGAAGCAUCAACGCCCAAGGUUGGUACCUUGGAAAGGAGAACCAGAAUAAAAGGUUUGGUCAAGCAGAAGACUGGAGGCAGGAAGGACUUCUUUGACUUUGAGGUCUCAGACUCCGCAAGUCAUGAGAAGGUUGCUGAAGCCAAAGAGAAGGUUUUGGGAAAGAAAAAUUUUUCACAAAAUCAGAGUUAUAGGAAGCAUCUCUUCUCUGAAAGCAAUAAUGAAAAAACAAGCAACAGUGAGAGUGAGAAAAGCUGGAUCCUCAACUCCCAGAAAGAGCCACUGCCAAAAUCUCUCAACUACACCCGAAAAAGGCGCAGAGUAAGAAGAAAAUUAAAAGUACUUCCAGUGUCAUCUCCAAGCAGCAGCAAUGAAAACCAGAUGGAAGAGGGAGCAGCAAGACAAAAAGAUGAAAAGAAAGUGUCAAGGAAAAAACACACAUCCAUCUCUAAGGGUGAUGAUUUACCUACAGUGGAUCUUGCUGGUGACGUGCCAUCAGAGGAGCCUGAAGGCAUAUGGCAGUCAUUGGAUGUGUCUAUGGAGGAGCACUCAGGUGUGGAGGAGGAGGCAACACAGAAGUUUCAGAACGUGUCUGGUGAAGAGACAAGAGAAGAAGAAAGCUUUAAGCGGAAGGACUUGGAUGCAUUAAGUGGCACUGUUGUGAAGAAGCCCAGAUUUUUCAGUUCAGAAACAAAGCACUUGUCCUCCGAGUCACCCUUUAAGCCCAAGAAACUUUCGAACUCAGUUGAGAAGGAAGAGGAGAUCAAAAGAGGUCAGGAAACGGUUGAUGUGAGUACUGCGUUUCUUUCCAAGAUACAGCAUGAAGAUAUUGGUGAUUCAGGAGUGAUUGCUGUAUUUGAAAGUUUUACCAACCAGUUAAAGCAACUGUUUUGGUCCAGGUACAAAGAGAUGGAGAUGUCUGCACAGAACACGCUGAAGACUUCUGAGAAGAAUGUUUCUGCUCUGCUGAAAGAGAUUCACAAGUGCAGACUGAACAAGCUGGAAGCCUUCAAGAAGAUUGUUGUGGAGGAGCUUGCCAACCUUGAGAAAGAUACUCAGAUCUUGAAGAACAUGGAGAAGGAUGCAGUGGACUUCUGGAAUGCACAGCUGCACAAACUGAAUUCUUUCUGCAACCAGCAGAAGCAAAGAAUUCAGUCUGUUGACUCAGCCCUGGGUGAGACAGCUGAGAGUUUUGCCAGUACGCUUGUCAGCACCACACCCAACGUCUCAAUGAAGAGUGCAGAAGAGAAUGGUGUGUUCGUUGUUCCUUCUGACUAGCAGCCCUCUGAUUCACUGGAGUGUUUGAAAAUGCAGAUAAGAUGGUCUUUUGAGGGAGAUGAUAUCUAUUUUAAAUUGAAAGAAAAACGAGGAGAGAGAAAAUAACAUCGAUAAUGAGUUUUUUGUUGUUAUAUUGUUUAAGAAUAGCAUAUGCUGGUUGAGUUGUUCCAUUUUGACCUGUGUCCAAAACGUUGUUCCUGCAAAACUGUAAGAUAGUUGCAUUAAAUACCAAAGAAAUAGA
Phasianus colchicus (ring-necked pheasant) is the source of this 3955-nucleotide messenger RNA. The record is from RefSeq and is a predicted model, not a curated record. NCBI's taxonomy places the organism in Eukaryota, Metazoa, Chordata, Aves, Galliformes, Phasianidae.